Molecule: messenger RNA, 5979 nt
Organism: Fusarium odoratissimum NRRL 54006
Lineage: Eukaryota; Fungi; Ascomycota; Sordariomycetes; Hypocreales; Nectriaceae
Exons: 2
Coding region: 221-1585 (454 amino acids)
Source: RefSeq, a predicted model, not a curated record
CGUCCCCAUUUCAUCUCAUCGCCACCUUGAAACACAAAAUACUCUUCAUCCACGUGUCAGCCCAUUUACCAUAUUCUUUAUUUACAGUCAAUCUACUCGCGUCGCAAGCUAGGUUCGAUCCACUAGACAGUCUCUCGUAAAGCCGCAGGGCUGACGUUGUUUCACUCGCCUCUUCUCUGUCUCUCACUCAUCCUCAUAUCAAUACUCAUCCACUUAUACAAUGACUGCGCAAUCACCUCCCAAGCGCAGAGGUCGAUUAUCUUCAAACACCCAAGAUAAUGACGAUGCAGCACUCAAGGCCCGUCGCGAACGUAACCGCGAAGCCCAAAACAUCUUCCGCCGCCGUCGCCAAGCCGCCGAAGCAGCACAGGCCCAGCGCGUGCGUCGUCUCGAGCAGGUAGUCGAAGAGAUGAGCUCCGUCUUCAUGUCCUUCGUUGACGAGAUGCUCACCACUGAAGCUGUAGUCAGAGCCCAGCCGAGUCUUGUUGGUAGUUUGAGGAGAAGUAUGGAGAGGAUUCUGGAGCUGGCGCAUGAGGUUGUUGGGCCGGAGGAGGAUCUUGUGCUGUUGCCGAGGGAGGGGGAGGAUAGGAAGCGUGGAGGUUCUGGAUCGCCGGAGAGUGAGCAGAGUGAAACGACGGAGGAUUCUUUGGGUUCGAUGGCUGUUGCUGUGAGAAAGACCCAGGUCCAGACGCUGACACCGCCUACGUCAACGGCCAUGGCUUCAGUUUCUACGCCAACUCCGCCAUCUUUAUCGACUUCAACACCAGCUUCACUAUCAACGCCGCCAUACUUCAACUCUCAGCAACCAGCAAUGGCCAAAUCCUUCAACUUACCAACAUUCUCACUCUCGCCUCAGAUCUUCGGCAACGGCUGGCUCGGCACAACCCCUGCAUCACCCGGCGAUCUCGCCGUCCCCUCAUCCACACAACACUCAGCAUUCUCAUUCCGCCUCGCCUGCGAUAUACUAACGAUAGCAUGCCACCUCCUCGUAAACUCACCGCCGCCCUACGCCAUGUCAGCCUGUGAAUCGCGCCUCUUCUGCAACACCCUCAAAGGCCGUGCAAAAGACGAGAUGCUCACACGGCUUCGCUGGCUUAUUGGUCCGGGUCGACAUGAGAUGUAUCGCGUUAUCGAUCUACCGUACGGACGUUAUGGACAGUAUGUUUAUUCUCGCGCGGAGCUCAACCCUUCUACGGUGGAGGAUAUAGAAUGGCCGUGGCCUACGCGACCGGCUGGAACGCGCAUCGACCAUUUCACACGAUUCUUCAGCAUUGUUGGAGUUGAGAAGCAGCUCCUCGCACUCGGUGCCAGGGUUGUCGAUGCUGAAACUAUGGAACUCAAUCUGAACAACUCGCCGAUGCCGAAUGUUGGGCACGCUGUACCGAAACAACCCGAGAGCUGGAGCUUCGUCAAUUGUUUCUCAUUUCCCACAGAGCCAAAAUCUGGUCCUGUUACGGUGCGGGUGAGUAUACCUGCUCUUAUAAAGUCGCUCGCUACAAGAUCUCUCUGUUUGAUGCGGGGACCGGGAAUACCGAGGUCCGAGAUUGGAAGUGCGAUUGAGGAAGCCAUCAUCAAAACAGGAUGAGCACACGAUAAAAGUUUUAUGAUUUAACGAGAUGGACACACACGCAUGAAAGGAAGGAUUGGAGCACUAUUAAGGCUUUGGAUUGGAUAUUGCAAAAUUUGGGAUGGAAGCGUUGUUAUUAUGGCCUAGUAAAGCGACCUGUAUAUUGGUAUCUUGAAUCCCUUUAUCUGUCGUAACGUCGUAAUCUGUCAUUUACAAGCACACAGGUCUUUCCUUCACACCUGUCUACUAUAUACCCUCCUCUUAAAAAUAUCAUUUGUAUGAACGCACAAACGUGCUCAUUAUCGUCUCUUGGAUCUUAGUAGUCCCUCCCAGGAAACAUGAUGUCUCCAAGAACUCUUCUGCUCUUGCUGUCGUCGUUGAGCCGGUCGUGCCGGAUCUCGAGGAUUUGUUCGUCUGGGCUGUCGAGGCCGUCGUGUGUUUAUGGCGACGAAUUUCAUAAAUUCGGCGUCUUGACUUGGUGGCAGCGUACUGUUUUUACCACUACUGGUCCUUAGAAUUGGGUCGUCUUUGAGUGUCUUGGGGUGAAUCUCCAAAAUGGCACCCUUGUGCUCUCUUCCUAGCUUGGCGGCUUCCACGAGGCCGUGCAAGUCGAUAUCUCGCUUCUUCUUUUCCUUCUCUUUCAGCAUUCGUGUUUGGUCUGAUCGCUCCAUUGCUUCACGCUGUUCUUGCGUCAUGGGCGUCUCGUCCUCAUCGGGCUCAUGGGUCAAGUGCAUCAUGUGAAGGAUGUUCUCAACAGGACCCAUUUCUUGCUCUGGUUGUUGGGCUUCCUUGUCAUCGGCCUUCUUCCGCUUGAAGCAGCUCAAGGCCUUUGACAGGAGCGCAUGAGUCGGUCGCCAAAUUGCAAGCCAACAGUCUGAGAUCAAGUUGAAAAGGCUUUGGACCAGGCUAUCAGGAAUCUGUCGGAUCAAAGCUCCCAGUGGAAUUGACAUGACGCCGAAGAGCAAGCUCCAUCCCCAUUGGGCACCUGUAAGGGGUGUUGUGUCAAAUGCUUCACCUCCCUUGAAGACGAUGACGAACUGGCCAGCGAUAGUGAUAAGCUGCACACCGAUGAACCAAGGGUUACGCAGAAAUCCUUGAUACCAAAUAUCCAGCUUGUUAUCCACGCGACGACAGUUGUGUUGAUUAAAGAACUGCAUCCAGACGUAGAUGUUGAGCACCAAUGUCUGGAGCUUCUCAAUCUCGAAUUCAGUGUCGGGGUUGAAGAGAUCCCAUCCAGCGUAGUGAACAACAAACACGACUAUCAACUGGUAGAUGGCUUGGCAAAUGAUCAUCUUCCACAUAGUGAUGGAAAUAAUAGAAGCAUUGCGGGGUUCGGGCUUUCGCUUGAGGAAGUCGGGCGAGGGGUGAUCGGUAGCAUAACCAAGAGAGGCAAAGAUAUCCAUGAUCAAGUUGAUCCAAAGCAAUUGAACGACGGUGAAAACAGCGUCGCCAACAAGCUCGGAAACGACGGUGAUGAUACCUGCGGUGAUGUUGAUAGUGAAUUGGAACUAUCGUUUGGUUAGCAAAGAACCUGGCCAUAAUGAUCAAUAACCUUACCUGGCAAAACUUCUUGACGGAGUCAUUCACAGUUCGACCCCAAGCCAAAGCCUUGACAAUAGAAGCAAAGUUGUCGUCGAGAAGAAUGAUGGAUGCAGCCUCCUUGGCAACUUCGGUACCCUGGAUACCCAUAGCAAACCCGACGUCCGCCGCCUUCAAUGCCAGACCGUCAUUCGUACCAUCACCGGUAACAGCUACCGUCUCAUUCAUGCGCUUCAGGUGUGUUACAAGAAGCAGCUUAUCCUCAGGGCUUGAACGAGCCAGGACUUGCAGUCUUGGAAUAACAGCAUCAAGCUGCUCAGGUGUCAAGUCUCUGAAUGUUGGUCCAUCCAUGGCAAUGCCACCAGCUGUGUAGAUACCACAUUCUGUUGCAAUGGCCUUGGCGGUCAAGAAGUUGUCACCUGUAACCAUGCGAACGAACACUCCAGCAGCCUGGCAUUGGCGGACUGAUUCCACAACUUCAGGCCGCAAUGGGUCACGAAUGCCAAAGGCACCGAUGAAGAUCAUGCCAGAGGCCAACCAUUCUAGGUUAAUGUUAUCGGGGUCGUCGUCUGGGCCAUCAAAGACAUCCUGCGCGCUAAAGUCUCGGUAUGCAAUGGCGACAGGUCGAAGCAUCCUGUUGGCGUAGUCUUCAAUUGUGUUACGAUAGCUUGCACGGUCAUUCUCCGAGAGUCGUGCAAUUGGUACUCUGAAUGUUGGGUCCAAAACAACAAAAGCACAGUAUUCAAACACAACUUCCGCUGCUCCCUUGACGAGAAGUCGGUAGCGAUCCUCAUUAAUCUUGACCAAAACUGCCAUCCAUUUUCGGGAAGAGUCGAACGGAAGGAUCGCAACAAUGGGACAGUUGGCCCUCUCUUCGGCCAAGUUGUUCAUACCGAGAUGUUGACGACUGAAGUGCAGCAGAGCAGUCUCAGUGCUUGAGCCCAUAAAAGUAGUGGUGCCCGAGUCAUCAUUCUCAAAGGCCGUGGAGUUGAGAGCGAUGCUGUCCUUGAUCAACCUCCGACAUUCUGGAGAGAGUGACUUUGCCAUGUCUAUUGAACUGUCGUACUUGAUAGUCGAGGCACGCGACAUGGACGAGUCGGGAUCCGGAACAACCAGGUCGGUGUCGUCAAAGUAAGACUCCAAGCCAACACGUCCAGCCACGACAGUCAUCUUGUUCUGUGUCAGGGUACCAGUUUUGUCGGAGCAAACUGUUGUCGCGUUUCCCAUAAUCUCACACGAUCGAAUCAAUCGCACCAAGUUGUUAUCUCGGAGCAUACGCUUCGUGGCAAAGGCCAGUGCAACGGUCACAUUGAGCGCCAGGCCUUCUGGAACAGUGAUGACGACGACCGUGACGGCCAGAAUCAGAAUAUGUAAAAAGUCUUCUGCCUUCUGAGAAGGCCCACCAGUAACGGUGUGGAGAGUGACCAUGAAGCGGAUGAAGAGCACAAGAAAAAAGAUGGAACCUGCAAUGGCACCGAUAACAAUAAGUUGCUUGCCAAGACGGCCAAGCUUCGCCUGGAGUGGUGUCUCCUUGACGUCGUCUCUCAACGACAUGAGGAUACGGCCAUAAGUCGAGUUGACACCAACAGCAGUAACGAGAUAGUAACCAACACCGCGCGCGACAGUGGUUCCACUGAGAAUGAAGGGGUCAAUUCGGGAUGUAGCUGAAUGGUUUGGUCUCGGUACGGUCUUGUGUACAAGAUCAGCCUCUCCAGAGAUGGAAGACUCGUUCAUCUGCAGACUCGAAGCUUGCACAAGAACACCGUCCACGGCAACAACAUCUCCAGCCUCGAGGUGUAAAAGAUCACCAACGACGACAUCUUGAACGGGGAUGCGCUGGAGUUUCCCCGAGCGCAUCACUGUUACGUCCCUUUGUUGCUUUCGUUCAUUGACCUUCUUAAACUUGUAAUUCUUCUGCCAAUCGGUCGCUGCGCUUGCGAUGAUGAUGACGAGGAUCGCAACGACGAUUGUCACACCAUCUACCCACUCGACACGCGAUGCGCCUAUCGACUUGUCGACAGACUGGUAGAUACCAAUAGCGAGUGAGAUGGAUGCAGAAAUGGUUAACAAAAUGAUGAGCUUAUCAUUGAAUGCUAUCCAUAAUAGUCUGAAGAAAGAUUUUUGUGCUAUUUGGGGAAGGCGGUUAUCCCCAAAUACUCGUUUUCGAUCGACAAAGUGGUUAUCGCGAUGUUCGAACAACCCGUUAUGGAGGAGCGGCGGCGACGGUGGAGGGGAUGCUGCAGAGAGAACUGGCGGUCGUUCAAGGCUACCAGAGGCUACAGCUUCAUCCAAAGUGACGGUACCGUCCAAUGUUGUUUCGUCGGCGCUUAGUCCUGCCGAGAUAUCGGUUCGAAGACCAGCGGCUAAACCCAACAAGCCUCCAAACGCGCGCAGAGCGGAGAUAUUCUUGGCGGUCAGGAGUCGAUGUAGCUGAGACGGGGUAAAAGCAAAGUUGUUGCCCUGGACAUGUUCGUCGUCGUGCAAAUCGAAGGGCGGGUCGACGUCGUGAGGUUCGGGUUGAGGAUUCAUCGUGUUAUCAAUCUUCGACUGGUCGUGACUACCAGCGUCAAAGUUGGGGUUAGAGUUGGACCCUUCGCCAGAGCCGCCAUAGCGUGAAUCAGGAACACUCGUGAUGUCGUCCAUCAAUGGAAGUCUGUGUUACAAGUUUGUAAGCGCGAAGCAGCCGUUGAUCCAGAAAACCUGGCACGGCACUGAGCCACAGAAAGAGGUUGAAUGAAAACAAAACAGAAGAAAGAGGAAGAGAGAUUCAGUGGUGGACCGAAGAUGGUUUGAAGGGGACCGUUGAUUGUGGAGGAAGCACUGAAAUCAUGCUCAAGCUCUAGCGUGGGGGAGGCUUUUACAAAACUCUACCC